UUGCUGUCACUGUCAGUCUGCCUCAAAUUGUCAAAAAAUCCUGCCAGGGAGACUGGCACAAAUAAAUAUAUAAAUAAUCAGUUUUAAACUCCAGAAUGGAUAACAAUAAACCAUCUCUGAGUCAGUAUUUUGGUGAUACGGAAGUGCCGCCCGCAUCACAGUUUUUUGACGAAAUCGGAACCUCUCCUAGUGACAUGAUACAAAGUGUUUACUUGGGGGACAGUAGUGGCAGUCAGCCGUCAGCACCGAAUCUGUUCCCACAAAAUAUGGCGACUUCUUUUUCUCAACUCAGCAGUGCGCAAGAAGUCUCAUUUUCUCCUCCUGUGCCGACUGUUAGUGGUUCCACGACUAUUUCAACUAAGAGCCUACCUGACCCGUCUACGUUCUUCGACACCAUAGGCCCUGAGCCUACUUUAGGGCCGCCUAAAAGUGGCAUGACCAAUCCUAACAUUAUAGCUGAUGCAUUAGAUGGUUUAAGCAUAAAAAAUCAACCUAUAGACAAAGAAGAAGUUAGAAGAAGGGAUGCUUGGAUUCCUAAUGAAGAAGCCAAAAAGACACUCAUGAAGGCUCAAUCAUCUCCAAAAGGAUCAUUCUUCCCGGAGAGGGAAGUCCUAACAAUGCCUGGACUGGUGCUAGAAGAAGAAUUGGCCGACGCGCUCCAAGAGGUAGCGGUAAAGUACCUCGGCGUGAGCUCGGCGGGCGCGCGCGGCGUGGUGCGCGCGGAGCACGUGAGCCGCGACGAGGCCGGGCUGCGCGAGCUGCUGCGGACUGGCUACUUCCGCGCCGCCGUCAACCUCACUGCCGGGCUGCUAGCGGCCGCUGGACAGGGUGAGAUAGAGAUACACUGCCUUAGAGCGCUAGAGUGAGACCACAAUAGGGAGCUGCUGCGGACUGGCUACUUCCGCGCCGCCGUCAACCUCACUGCCGGGCUGCUAGCGGUCGCUGGACAGGGUGAGACCCUUAGGAGACAGGGACACUGCAAGCUGACAGCAGUGGCACAGAGCAAGCUCAACGAGCGCGCUGCAUGUGACUU
Ostrinia furnacalis (Asian corn borer) is the source of this 1033-nucleotide messenger RNA. Its product is annotated as trafficking protein particle complex subunit 12-like. Bases 96 to 866 code for a protein of 256 amino acids. The transcript has 5 exons. NCBI's taxonomy places the organism in Eukaryota, Metazoa, Arthropoda, Insecta, Lepidoptera, Crambidae. The record is from RefSeq and is a predicted model, not a curated record.